UGAGCAGAGCUCCAUGUCGUCUAGCCGGACACAGCAGACACACGCAUUCAAUUGGAUCUGUGAUCACUUAGAGGAACACCCAGAGACCUCCCUUCCCAAACAGGAGGUCUACGAUGAGUACAAGAGCUACUGUGACAAUCUGGGCUAUCACCCUCUUAGCGCGGCCGACUUCGGAAAGAUCAUGAAGAAUGUUUUUCCCAACAUGAAGGCACGUCGACUCGGCAUGAGAGGGAAAUCAAAGUACUGCUAUAGUGGACUGAGGAAGAAGGCUUUCGUUCACAUGCCCUCAUUGCCCAAUCUUGAUCUGCAUAAGACAGGUGAAGGGUGUGAGAUACUGGAGAGCUCGGGGCCUCUCUCUAGUGUGGAGGAUGAAGUUCGCUCUGCAGCCUGUGGUUUAGUGUGCGAGUGGGCCCAGAAAGUGCUGAGUAGGCAGUUUGAGAGUGUGGAGGACUUGGCUCGCUUCCUCAUUAAUAGCCACUACACUGGCAACAAGUCCGUGGCUGCCCUCACUGUAAUGACUGGGUCCCCUGCAGGGAGUAAGAUGCCCAUGCCGUCUUCAGCAUUCAUGCCCACCGCUGAAGCCCAUCCGUUCCAACCUCAGGUGAAGACUUUACCUUCGCCCUCUGUGGACGCUAAACAGCAGCUCCAGAGAAAGAUCCAAAAGAGACAGCAGGAGCAGAAGCUGCACUCUCCACUGCCUGGUGAUGCCCAGGCCAGGAGGGCAGAUGGUGGCACGCCUGGCGCUGGGACGGGCAUUCCUUGUGGCAGCCCCGCCCUUCUCUCUCCGCAACCCACCAUUGGCAUUGUUGUUGCGGCUGUGCCCAGCCCCAUCACGGUCCAAAGGAGCAGGCAACCAAUGACGUCUCCCAGUCCUGUGCCUAUGGGCACAGCAGAGGGUAAAGUCCUUCCUGUCAACUUUCAGGUUGUCACCCAGCCGGUACAACCAGUCAAACAAUGCCCCAAGACCCCGCAGAACGUCCCCGCCAGUCCCGUUGGGGACCGCUCUGCCCGUCAUCGCUAUGCCCAAAUCUUGCCCAAACCUUCGGCGGCUAACGCCAUCACUCUGCGUUCUCCAUCCACCCUCCUCAUCACCAACAGCCCCAUUAAGACCGUUAUGCCCACCUCACACGUCAGCUCUGUCAACGUGGUCAAAAUGACCACCAUUUCUCUCGGGCCUGGCAACAGCAGUAACAGCACUGCCACUACAACCACUACCAGCAGCACCAUCCGGCCCGCCUCUGCCGGUCUGAGCAGCACCAGCCAGGGCGAUGAGCCCACGCCCACUCCACGGGUUCGCAGUGGGUCCGUUGCCUCGCUUCAGUCUCCUGUGGCCAGGGGACGAAGCACUACAACUCUAACUACUGAAGUCAAGAUGGAUGCCGAAGCCAUGCCGGAGGGUGGUCAGGCCAUGAGUGCCAUAGGGAGACUGACUGUCACUCAGGAAGCAGCAGGGAUACAGCAAAAGGCGGAAAAAGUAGGAAGCAAACCCCGGGCUGCCAGUGUGCCCACGCCUCUUGCCAAGGGCUCCCCAGGACAGGAUACACUACCAGGGACCAAAUGUAAUGGGAGGACCCUCCCUGUAGGUACCACUGUGGCUGCUGGCAGCAAUAAUAAUACCAACACUAACAAAAGCACUUUGUCCCCAGGCGUUUCCAAUCAGAUCACCAGCAGCACUCCACCAACUAGUAGCAGCACAGCAGUAACAAUACCCACAGAGGGUGGACUGACAUCAAAGAGCCCACGCAAACGCCUGGGUAUGAGCCCUGACUCUAGUGCAGCUCCAGUCAAAAAGGUGUGUAUUUCCCAGUCACCCUCUGGGGCACCUGAAGGUCUAAAGCCUUUCGUUGGGACUGGCGUGAAGAAGAUUCCCAGUUCAGGGGCUCCUGUUAGACCUGAGAGCGCACCUGCCAUGUCUGCAGGCAAAGUUACUGUGAAACUCAACUCCACCGUUCCCACACGCAUCCUGGCACAUUCAGAAUCUCCGGCUGGGAAUACUGGCUUCCAGACUGUUGUCAGACCACGGAGUGUCUCACAGGGGAGAUGGGAAGGAAUUUCCUCUAGCGUGGAUGGGAAGGCUACCGUCACACGUACCGUUAGUGCUCCUCCUGGCCAGGUUUUGCUUCAGCAACAUGUCGCCAAAACUCAACAAGUCAUGUCCACUGGUUCUGGCCCGCAGGGCCCUUCAGCAGCUGGUGAUUUGAAGAGUACCGCAUGGGGUAAUCCACAGCAACAGCAGCAGAUCUAUGGCCAGCAGGUGGCAGCAGAGCACAAGCAGAUUCCCACCUCAAUGAUGGAGCCUCUCCCAGUGAUAAACCAGGCCUCAUCUUCCAACCAGGUGACACACACACACACAAAUGUUGUGGAAUAUGGUGCCUCCCAGACCAACAUGGGUUACCUCCCCUUUAACGAUGAUGACAUGACCCAGGAUAGUAUAGUGGAGGAGUUAGUUCAAAUGGAGGAACAGAUGAAGAUGAACCGGGGCAUGCAAACCUUUAGCGGUUGUUUGGAUGUCCCACUGCAAGGUCAGCAGACGCCUAUGCAGAACACCAUGAUGUCCAGUCACCAGACUAACACCCCAUACUACAACUCAGCACACAGCAGCAGCACCCCCAUCCACACUCCUACUCCAACACCAACACCCACCCCCACCUCUGAGAUGAUGGGAGGCGGUCAGGGAUUGACCAGGGAGAGCCCUUGCUCACGUGUGGCCCCUACCACUCCUGUGGACAGUGCUUUGGGUAGCAGCCGUCAGACUCCGAUUGGCACACCUCAUUCCAAUUGCAGCAGCAGCGUUCCACCCAGCCCUGUGGAGUGCAGGAACCCGUUUGCCUUCACCCCUAUCAAUUCGAAUAUCACUGGCUAUCACGACGGCAGCAUUGUGUCCUCCAGCCCUGUCAAACCGAUGCAGAGGCCCAUGGCCACACACCCAGAUAAAACCAAGCUUGAGUGGAUGAAUAAUGGGUACAACAAUGGUGGGGGCAGCUCCUCUAAUAACGGCAUUAGCAUUCUCCCCAGCUACCAGGAUCUGGUGGAUGACCACUUCCGGAAACCCCAUGCCUUUGCAAUUCCGGGUCAGUCUCACCAGUCACAGGCCAGACAUCAUGAUACACAUAUCAGUCGGCUUACACCCAUCUCCCCAGUCCAACAGCAAGUCAACAGUAUGGCCAACCUUAAUAAGCAAGAAGGUUUUGCUGUUCCUGCACCUCUGGAUAACAAAUCAAGCACUUCGUCCACAAAUUCAGGAACUUUCCGUUGCCGUAGCGUUAGCCCUGCUGUAAGACAACGCAACCUGAGUGGGAGUCAGCAUCCCCACAUCCCACGUUCUGUGGUCUCACCCUUUAACUCCCCAGUAACCCCUGAGGUGCUGAAUAUCUUUGCCAACAGCCAUGUGGACACAAGCGCCAGCAGCAUGGCCCAGAGGAGCCAAUCGGUGCCGCUCAAUGUGAUGAUGCAGACAGAGGUUCUACCCAUGCAAGCUGGGCAGCAGAGCAACAGCAAGAAGAUUACUAGUGUCCUCCUCAGUAAGAUGGAUGGGGAUGGAGACGACUCUGUAAGAGGCCUGGGCAUCAACAACAUGCCAUCCAACUACACAGCCCGGAUGAACCUCACCCAAAUCCUGGAGACUGCCCCAUCCAGCUUCCCUGGCAGUGGCAAUCACCAGGCCGUAAUCUCACCAGGUCCCUCGGCAUAUGAGUUUCAGAAGCCUGGGUACCUCAUGAAAAAUCCCAGAGUGGAGCAGAUGAGCUUUUCAGCAGGGGAAGGCAAAGCACAAUCAGGCACUGGAGAGCAGCAGCAGUUAACGCAGCAACAACAACAGUUAGCGGAGCAGCAGAUGCAGUUAGCACAGCGACAGCAGCUAACAGGCCAACAGUUAAUGCAACAGCAACACCAGUUAGCAGAGCAACAGCUAGCACAGCAACAGCAGCAGUUGGUACAGCAGCGGUUGGCUGAACAACAACAACAACAACAACAACAACAGCAGCAGCAGCAGCAGCAGCAGCAGCAGCUCUCUGAACAGCAUCAGCAAAAUCAGGCUUUGCUUUUGCCUCAGCAAAACCUCCAGCAACACCAGCAUCAGCAAACGUUGAACUUUAACAACACUGUCGGUGACCUCUUGGGCAGUGAGGGCCUGAACACAGGUUCUCAGCUUGUGGGCCAGGUGUCAGAACUGAACUCUGUGGGUACGGAUUUCCCUAAUGAUAUGCGAUUGACCUCAGAGCUUUCUAGUAGCAUCAACGACCUAAAUACUUUGGACACAAACCUUCUGUUUGACCCCAGUCAGCAGCAAGGGCAGUAUGAAGACUCAACACUGGAGGAACUGAAGAACGACCCACUUUUUCAACAGAUUUGCAGCGAGACUGUAAAUUCUGCUGGCUUUGACUGGUUGGAGAGUAAAGACCAGACAACGGUGGAAAUGUUGGGUUAA
This is a messenger RNA of Chanos chanos (milkfish), 4426 nucleotides long. RefSeq names its product regulatory factor X7a (gene rfx7a). NCBI's taxonomy places the organism in Eukaryota, Metazoa, Chordata, Actinopteri, Gonorynchiformes, Chanidae. The record is from RefSeq and is a predicted model, not a curated record. Gene Ontology annotation, molecular function: DNA-binding transcription factor activity, RNA polymerase II-specific; RNA polymerase II cis-regulatory region sequence-specific DNA binding. The coding region runs from base 14 to 4426 and encodes 1470 amino acids. The transcript has 7 exons. Gene Ontology annotation, biological process: regulation of transcription by RNA polymerase II.